Messenger RNA from Coregonus sp. 'balchen', 23454 nucleotides. The record is from the annotation of a GenBank genome assembly. NCBI's taxonomy places the organism in Eukaryota, Metazoa, Chordata, Actinopteri, Salmoniformes, Salmonidae.
AUGUCUGGGACUUCAGGUAGAGCGGUACUCCCGCAGCCUCCCACAAAAACUAUUGUUGUCUACAGGAAUGGGGAUGCUUUCUUUCCUGGACGAAAGUUUGUUAUAAAUCAACGACAGAUGUCAACGUUUGACAGCUUUUUGAGCUCUGUCACGCGUGGGGUAGAGGCUCCUUUUGGAGCGGUCCGAAAUGUUUACACUCCAAGGGAAGGACACAAAAUCCAUGACCUCGUCAACUUGCAGCACGGGGAGAGAUAUGUUGCAGGCGGAGGAGAGCGUUUCAAAAAGCUUGAGUAUGUACACUGUAAUUAGCCGGGAAUGAUAAGGCUGAUGUUAUUGUUAGACUGCAUUGUUGUUGUUGGGGGUGCAGCCAGACAUAAAUAAUCCUCUUUAAUCUAUAAACAAAGUUGCAGGUGUACCUAAAAUGACUAGCUAAACCAAGAUGUAUGGAAUUUGUAAUGUAAUCUACUGUUUUUCAUUCUAGUUAUUACCAUAUAACAACGAAGAAACCACAGAAAAAGAAGAAUGAACAGGUAAGGCCACUGACUAUACCCUCAUCUUAAAAAAAAUAUUUUUUGCAAAUUACUAAUUAGCCUAAUUGCUUUCGACUUUAACUGAACUGAUAUUUGAUACCAUACUGGCCACACCAUGUCUUUGUCAGUAAAGGAAUGCAUGAGCACCUCUGAAAGAUAGGCCUGUUACAUUCACACAAUCAUCUUACAAUAUUGCAAGGUUCUUGGUAAUAACCAUGUAAUACAAUAACAAUUUUUCUUUCUGUUGUUUUAAAUCACAGAUCCGACCUGUAGUUCACAGUAGAAUAGUUGUUUCUGCUCGCUGGAGGAAAAUUAUAAACGAGUCAUGCACUAUCAAGUGAGUUUGGGUUUUCAAGUGUCCUACAAUCAUAUUGUGCCGUUGCAAACAUUAGGCCUCCUGUAGCUCAGUUGGUAGAGCAUGGCGCUUGCAACGCCAGGGUUGUGUGUUCGAUUCCCACGGGGGGCCAGUAUGAAAAAUGUAUGCACUCACUAACUGUAAGUCGCUCUGGAUCAGAGCGUCUGCUAAAUUACUAAAAUGUGAAAUUAGUGUUUGCAAUGGGAUAUAGGCUAUACAAAAUAUGCAUUAACUCUUUUCACUUGUCAUGUCAUUCUAUAAAUGCCAAAACUAUGUAGGGUUGAAAUGUUUCUUGUGUCACGUAAUACUUAAGGAGAUGUUAUUUAUUCUACUUUAUUAGAUUCAAUCGAUUUAUGUAGGCUUACAACAUUUCUGAUGUUGAAAAUGUCAAUGAUCAUAACCAUGUUGAAACCACAAGCCCAUAAAAUGGUACUGAGUUUCAUGUGUUUUUGUAUUUUGUAGUGUUUUUACCAAUGGAGAUGUGUUGGUUCCUCCAGCUCGGAUACUGAUACCAAAGUAUACUCUCACAAACUGGGAAAGGGUCUUGGCCAUGGUGACCCAGAGGGUGAAUCUGCGCACUGGUGCUGUGUACAGGUAGGAAAUAACUAAUAAUAGCUCUUUAUGUUAUAGAUCAAUUGUUUUGAAAUGAAAUGAAAAGUCAUCCAACUUGUAGCGUUGACCUCAUUUAUGAUUUACAUAAUCACAUAAUCAGUGUUGCCUUUCAUACCAUUGAAAUAUGUAGCUCAGCUGGUAGAGCACGGCACUUGUAACGCCAAGGUAGUGGGUUCGAUCCCCGGGACCACCCAUACACAAAAAUGUAUGCACGCAUGACUGUAAGUCGCUUUGGAUAAAAGCGUCUGCUAAAUGGCAUAUUAUUAUUAUUAUUAAAUAUUGAAAGGUUUUCACAUGUUAAAAAAUACUUUUUCUUUGAUAACUAGACUGUGCACAUUAGAUGGGACUACUUUACUUGGGCCAGUGGAGCUAGAGAACAACCAGUAUUAUGUUGCUGUGGGAGCUGAGAAGUUCCGCUUCUCGCCAUACUUCCAGUGGGUCCCCGGCAGAGGAAUCAUCCGGGACAACAGUCAUCAUGCGUAAGAAAAAUGAUUUAUUCCUCUCCAGAAAAAGAAAUCAUUCAAGUUAAUGGAAUUGUAUGUUCUGUUGGUUUCAUUCAGAUUAUGGUGUUCUUCUUACUAAUUACUAGAUUUUCCUUAGAGUCAACAAUGACAGUCUCCCAGUCCCAGUUCCCACAAGGAAAGGCAAACAUGCAAAAGUAAGUAGGCCUACUGUGCGGCCAAAAGUAUAUCAGUAUACACCACAUACAGUACAUGCUUGUAUUAACCUCCCCCCAUGAAAGCAUUAUUCUCAGUCCAGGAGGGGCAAGAAAUAAAGACCUCCACUAAAGCGUUCCAUAAAAAAAAUAUCAUUUUUUAUCACCCUGAAGUAGGAAACAGCUGUGAUCACAGUUUAUCCUACAAUCAUUUUCUUUCAAGGAGAUACUGUACAGUAUCACUGUACAUUAUCUUCACACUUAGAACAGUGAACAGUGUAAAAGUAUUCCGUUGCGUACAGCAUUUCAAUUGUCGUUCAUGAGCCUUACCGUGUGUGAUUCGUUACGAGACAGUCCUAUCAUCAAUCACUGUCUGGGGGAGGCAUUGAGUUACCAUUGCCUUCCACUUUGAUAGGUAACAGAAUGAGCCUGGCCGCUUGAUCAAGUAGCAGCGAGUCUCAUAGACUGAACAGAUUCACCAAGGGACCAAGCUAAUUCCUCCAGAACCGGGACAAUUUGUAUGCUGACAGUGAAAUGCAUUGCAGUGAUAUGAGAAUUGCACAGGGCCCAAGAUGAGCGCCACUUACAUACAAACAAGUGAAGAAGAAGAAGAAGAAGAAGAAGAAGAAGAAGAGAACAUGCACACUCAGCGGUCUGUUAGAGAUCAGGCUGUAUGGGGAGAAAUCUGACAACAGAUUUUUCUAACCAUGAACGAUGACAGUCACAGCAUGGCAUGUGUCCAAUUUUUUCUGAUAUAGGAAAAGCUCUUCCUUUUUAAAGAUGCUCUAUGCAGAAAUCGCUCCUGGCUGCUAAAAUGUUAAUAGUUUGCCUAAUUUCCAUUUAUAUGACAAAACAAGCAAGUAUAGUAUAUUUAUUUAUUUAACCUUUAUUUAACUAGGCAAGUCAGUUAAGAAGAAAUUCUCAUUUACAAUGACGGCCUACCCCAGCCAAACCCGGACAACGCUGGGCCAAUUGUGCACUGCCCUAUGGGACUCCCAAUCACAGCCGGAUUGUGAUACAGCCUGGAAUCGAACCAGGGUCUGUAGUGACGCCCCUAGCACUGAGAUGCAGUGCCUUAGAUCAUUGUACCAUCCAAACCUCUGUGAAAUAUAUUUUCUCUAACCAGAAAUAUUGUAUUCUCAGCUGUUUGAAGCUGGUGUACAAAACCGACAGUAAAAGACUCAAAAACGAAACGUAUAAAUGGAAACAUAGAAAUAGCUCACAUAGAACAGAUUUACCGCUUCUUAGACUUGCUUUCAAUGACAGAUCUAGAAGUCACAUUUCUAUGUGAAUUUUGUCAGGUCUCCCAAAAAGUUACAUAUUGCAGCUUUAACACUUGAAGUGCUGUCUUGUCUUCAAACUAUAAUAAUGCUUUAUCAACGUGAUUGAAAUGGCAAGAAAAAAAUAUCAGGAUCAGCAGAAAUGUGAAUUAAGUUACCAGAGCUCCUUUCGUCAUUUUUGUUUUGGAAGCAACAUAAUUGGUCAUGCAUGAUUGUGUCAAUUUUUCAAUUUUUACCCCUUUUUCUCCCCAAUUGGAAGUUACAGUCUUGUUCCAUCGCUGCAACUCCCGUACGGACUCGGGAGAGGCAAAGGUCAAGAGCCACGCGUCCUCCGAAACACGACCCUGCCAAUCCACACUGCUUCUUUACACACUGCUCGCUUAACCCGGAAGCCAGCCGCACCAACGUGUCAGAGGAAACACCAGACAACUGGCGAUCAAGGUCAGCGUGCAUGCGCCCUGCCCGCCACAAGGAGUCGCUAGAGCACAAUGGGACAAGGACAUCCCGGCCGGCUAAACCCUCCCCUAACCCGGACGACACUGGGCCAAUUGUGCGCUGCCUCAUGGGUCUCCCGGUCGCAGCUGGCUGCGACACAGCCUGGGAUCGAACCCAGGUCUGUAGUGAUGCCUCAAGCAUUGCGAUGCAGUGCCUUAGACUGCUGCGCCACUCGGGAGGCCUUGUGUCAGUUUUUCAAUGCAGGAUGGAAUCCACAAAGAGCAGUUUGCGCUGUUCAUUCCACCAACCAGCGUAAUACUGUUGUUAUUAUCUGCCACAUUUCAUUGACCUACACAGAGGGAGACUGUCAUUUUAUUAUGUACCAGAAGGGGGAAGCAGAGACAGCGUUAUGUCCUCUCUAUCCCUCAGCCAGGGUUGUCUCCAGUUACCACAGCCACAAAGUCAGAAUUGUCUAUAUAUCGUAAAAAUUCAUGAAAACCAAAAUGUGCUUUUUGGUCUUAAUUUAAGGUUAAGGUUAGGCAUAAGGUUGUCAUUGUGUUUACGGUUAGGGUUAUGUUUAUAAUCAGAUUUUAAGAAGAUACAUUUUAGAAAUAGGCAGGGUUUAACCAUAAUUAUGACUUUGUGGAUGUGGUAACUAGUGACGACCCUCAGCCAGCUCAUCCAUUAUUACUCAUUGACUGGAAACGCUACCAUACUUUUAAGCUCCCUCCUCGCCUUACCCCUCAUGAAUUCGUAAAUAUAAUUUGACCAGUUAAUGAGGACGUUUCAGAAACAAGAUUAAUGGCAGGGAAAUUGUCCACUGUAGUUAGAUCUGUCAACUGUUUAGCUAACUGAUAAACAUACGUUUAUAGGGUGGUGUCCCUCAUUCAUUUCGGUUUGACCUCACAAAGCGACACGCGACAUGAUUUGAAAUGCCUGUAAAAUCUCUGUAACAUCUCGUUGUGGGCUGGUGUAAAAUGUAACCUUUCUCGGGCUCUGCAACCUUGCUGUGUGAGCAUGGAGCAUGGUGUCUGUCUGCACCAGCAGAGCUUCUCCAUCACUUAGUACUGUACAGGGGCAGCCGGAGCACUGAGUAGUCACUGAAGUCUGCACUGAAGGCUUUGCUUGCAGCAUGUGGCAUUGACAGUACAGUACGUCCCCGUUGGCAGCCUAGAGGCUGAGCUAGUUGUCUAUGUGUGAUGAUGACCGGAAAACAGUAUUUCAUUUUCCUGCGUUUGAGGUCCAUUGAGCACAGUAACAUAAGUGGCUCCAGUAGACGCAGUCACCUGGCCAUAUGAGAAGAACAGCGGACGACUUAGGGAGGGAUGAGCUAGAGUGCUCCCCUGACAUCAUUGGGUGAUAUCAUCACCCCUUUGCAACUCGACCAUUCCCAUCCCAUGUGACCUGAUUGAGAGGAAGUGGUGCUACAAAAUCAAAUCAAAUCAAAUCACCCUAGUCGCCUGCUGUCUAUCUGUGUUUCCACCGAGGACCAGGCACUGGGAGUGACUCUGGCUCUGAUACUGUACAGUGGUUGGAGGUUGGCUGCUGCUGGCUCUUUCUCAUGCCGGCCCCUGCUAUCAUAUCGCACUGUCCUCCCGUUGACUCCUCCACUCUGCUUCUUGAGAGGGCCAGAGAUUACACGCCAGCCGCCCUCUCGGGUCCUUCUCACUGAUUCCACACGACUCCGGUCUCGGCGGGGUCCGAUAGACACUGCCGCCCCACAGGACAUUGCAGAUACAGUUGAAGUCGGAAGUCUACAUACACCUCAGCCAAAUACAUUUAAACUCAGUUUUUCACAAUUCCUGACAUUUAAUCGUAAUAAAAAUGCCCUGUCUUAGGUCAGUUAGGAUCACCACUUUAUUUUAAGAAUGUGAAAUGUCAGAAUAAUAGUAGAGAGAAUGAUUUAUUUCAGCUUUUAUUUCUUUCAUCACAUUCCCAGUGGGUCAGAAGUUUACAUGCACUCAAUUAGUAUUUGGUAGCAUUGCCUUUAAAUUGUUUAACUUGGGUAAAAUGUUUCAGGUAGCUUUCCACAAGCUUCCCACAAUAAGUUGGGUGAAUUUUGGCCCAUUCCUCCUGACAGAGCUGGUGUAACUGAGUCAGGUUUGUAGGCCUCCUUGCUCGCACACGCUUUUUCAGUUCUGCCCACAAAUGUUCUAUAGGAUUGAUUUCAGGGCUUUGUGGUGGCCACUCCAAUACCUUGACUUUGUUGUCCUUAAGCCAUUUUGCCACAACUUUGGAAGUAUGCUUGGGGUCAUUGUCCAUUUGGAAGACCCAUUUGUGACCAAGCUUUUACUUCCUGGCUGAUGUCUUGAGAUGUUGCUUCAAUAUAUCCACAUAAUUUUCCUUCCUCAUGAUGCCAUCUAUUUUGUGAAGUGCACCAGUCCCUCCUGCAGCAAAGCACCCCCACAGCAUGAUGCUGCCACCCCCGUCUGGCUUUUUUAUAGCGGUUUUGGAGCAGUGGCUUCUUCCUUGCUGAGCGGCCUUUCAGGUUAUGUCGAUAUAGGACUCGUUUUACUGUGGAUAUAGAUACGUUUGUACCUGUUUCCUCCAGCAUUUUCACAAGGUCCUUUUCUGUUCUGGGAUUGAUUUGCACUUUUCGCACCAAAGUACGUUAAUCUCUAGGAGACAGAACGCGUCUCCUUCCUGAGUGGUAUGACAGCUGCGUGGUCCCUUGGUGUUUAUACUUGUGUCCUAUUGUUUGUACAGAUGAACGUGGUACCUUCAGGCAUUUGUAAAUUGCUCCCAAGGAUGAACCAGACUUGUGGAGGUCUACAAUUUCUUUUCUGAAGUCUUGGCUGAUUUCUUUUGAUUUUCCCAUGAUGUCAAGCAAAGAGGCACUGAGUUUGAAGGUAGGCCUUGAAAUACAUCCACCGGUACACCACCAAUUGACUCAAAUGAUGUAAAUUAGCCUAUCAGAAGCUUCUAAAGCCAUGACAUCAUUUUCUGGAAUUAUCCAAGCUGUUUAAAGGCACAGUCAACUUAGUAUAUGUAAACUUCUGACCCACUGGAAUUGUGAUACAGUGAAUUAUAAGUGAAAUAAUCUGUCUGUAAACAAUUGUUGGAAAAAUUACUUGUGUCAUGCAUAAAGUAGAUGUCCUAACCAACUUGCCAAAACUAUAGUUUGUUAACAAGACAUUUGUGGAGUGGUUGAAAAACGAGUUUUAAUGACUCCAACCUAAGUGUAUGUAAACUUCCGACUUCAACUGUAUGUAAUGCCAGAGAAAAAAGAAGCAGCAGCAAUGACUUCAGCAGCUUUUUACAUUGCUGAAUUUUGCAGUUGUACUUGACUGUCCUCCCAGAGCUCUUAACUGCACUGUUAGUGCUCCUUCUCUCUCUCUCUCCCUGAGAAGGGCACUUUUUGUGCUGAUUUAAAGAUUUAGAAUUUUUUGCCACAAGGCUUAAAAGAUAAAAGUGUUAAUCUUUUUUUAUAUUUCAGAUGGGUAGAUUUGUUUGUGGUAUUUUCAAUAUAUCACUCUGAAUUAUGUGAAAAAUUACCAACAAGGCAUUGUAACAGUGUGUUCAUAACUUUUAUCUUUGAUCCUGUGGUGCGGACAUCACCAUGUGAAUUAGAGGAGGCUGGUGGGAGGAGCUAUAGGAGGACGGGCUGAUUGUAAUGGCUGGAAUGGUAUUAAUGGAAGGGUAUCAAACACAUCAAACGUAUGGAAACCACAUGUUUGACUCCGUUCCAUUUAUUCCAGUCCAGCCACUACAAUGAGCCGUCCUCCUAUAGCCUCCUCUUUGAACUUUCCCUAACUGAAUAUCCCAGGCAAACUUCAGUCUUUUCAUGUUGUUUUAUUUUUCUCUCCAGCCCACCAACGGCUGUAUAAAUUCAAAACAACAUCAACGCAAACUCUGCCUUUGUAUUAAAGAAAGCAAACAAGUAGAAGAAACACAGCCACGCUAUUCCCCAAACACCAUGUUAACGGGAUGGCAAACACCAUUGCCCGGAGUGUGUUCUUGUGUGGAAGCUUGAGGUCAGUACACUGGCCCUCCAACCAGCCUUGGGAUCGAGGCUGAACUGAAAAAAAAAGUCUGAAAUAAUUAAGUCUGCUCUUCCCUUUCUUGUCAGAGGGAGACACAGCUCACCUUGCUACCUACAAAGAGGCUGAGCAACCUACUGUCUCAAGCAUCACUCUGAACUCAUCUUCCCACUCACUUCCUCCCCCCCCCCCCCCCUCUCUCUCUCUCUCUCUCUCUCUCUCUCUCUCUCUCUCUCUCUCUCUCUCUCUCUCUCUCUCUCUCUCUCUCUUCGCUCUCUCUCUCUCUCUCUCUCUCUCUCUCUGUCUCUCUCUCUUUCUCUCUCUCUCUGUCUCUCUCUCUCUCUCCCUCCCUCCCUACGUCCCUUCCUCUCCUCUCCCGCUCAGCUCCCCAGCCCUUUUUUUAAUCAAUAACCGUCUGCCGUCUUCUCUAAGAAUAAGUUAUUCCCUGCAACUCCCUUUCCCUUUAAGCUUAUUGGGAUUUUCAUUGUUUGAUCUGGCUUGAUAAAUAAGAUGAAUGCAGUUAGAAAUUCAUGGCUGCCCUGUUUCAUCAAUAAAUUAUUUGUUUGCUGUGCUCCGCAGUGAUUGAUAGGUUCUGCAUGGGUUGUAUUGGAACCAAAUGAAUUCAAUACAGUGGGAGUCACUGGGGAGCCACAAAGCAUAUCAGCUCAUGGAAAAUUGAGGUCAAUGGAAAAUGUAAAAAACAAAGAAGGGAAGACAGGAAAGGGGGAACAGGUUUUGUACUAAAGCACAUUAGACGUAAUACGACAUGUUUUAGUCUUUGAAAACAACAAGAAAUAGAUCAAUCUCAGUGAAAAAAAAAACUUCUCUAGGCUUCGGUUCAGAUUCGAUCCAUGGUCUUUGCUUUGUGUAGUUUGCUCACACAGGCUCUGGAGAUGACCUUGAGCACACAGCCAGGGGCCAUCCCAAGAACUCCACAGAGUCUUACUUCUACGCCAAGCCAGAGAAAGAGAGAGAGAAAGCCAAAAAACAGAAGCAGGUGUCCAGACUCCCACUUCUUUACACAACGGGCGGUAAGUAGAGCAAUUCCUAUAGAAAUAUCUUCCAAUGUUUCAUGUGUGUUUCACUGUUUUACGACGCCCCCCCUCUCUGUUCCUCGCUCUCUGUGAUAUCAAUUGAACCUGUUGUUUUUGUUGAAGGGAAGGUUUUCUUAGCACUCGGUGUGUGCAUGUGUGUAUACAGAGAUAGCAGAGGCAUGUGGAAGUCUGAAGAGCUUUCUUUGAAUUCCCAACCUGCUCUCCAAAGUCAACUUCCAUACAUCAGGGGAACAGAACAGGUUUUCAGCCUUAGGAAGAAUGUAUAACUCUUUACGCUGUGAAUAUUAAACCGAACAAAACUUCAAACACCAUCCGGUGCUCUAAAUCAUAGAUUCAUUCAAUCAGGCCAUUUGGUUAAAAAGGUAUCCAGAAAAGCCUUGUUAACUGUGCUAGGAAAACAAAAUGCUAAAAUGUUCUCCUGAUGGGGGAAUCAAAACAAUCAUAAGUUAUUGAUCACAAUAAUAUUGCGGAGAGAUCAUAAAGCUGACAAAAUCCUCUGUUAGAUUGAUGGUAUUUAGCAUCGCGGCAAUUUCACAGUUUGAUCGUGAUACAUAACCUAUACAAUACACAUUAAUUACACCAGUGGCUUUAGAUGCUCAACUAUUCAAUAGUUAUUAUGCCGGUGUCUCUUUACAGUGUCCGGACCAGAGAUUUACCAUGACAUCAUACAAUGAGUAAUUGCCACCGUUUGUGCAUCCUGCCAUAAUUUCACAUCACACAUUACAGCUGAGCCAGCAGUAUCCUAUGUGAUGGAGUUGAAUUUCCUUUCCUCCACUCACAUUGGGACAGCACAUUAGCGCCUGACUGGCUGUCUACAUCCCCUGCAGACCUGGUUAUGAGAGAGCUCCUCUCACAAGUCUCUGACCACUUUUUGGACACUUGAUCAUCCCCUGGGGGCAAGAAGCCCCCUCCUCAUUAACUCAUUACUAAUGGUUGAAGAGAAAAAUAGGAAAAAUCCAUAGGCUUCCUCUUAACUACAUCAAUCUGGCCUCACACACAAAAGCAUGCAUGCAAACACACACACAUCACUCUUACCGCACAGGGACAAUCAGGGCCUAUCAGGCACGCAGUGGCUCGGAGCACUGUUGGCAAGCAUCCACUGUCUAUCGCAGGAGAGGAGGCAAAGCUUUCGGCAGCAGAUUUUCAUCCCUGGCUUUUCUUCUGAACUUGAUAUGGAAGGAUUGAUCCGCGCUGCACUCUGUGAAAUCGAACACCGUCACACCAUGCAACAUGCUUCAAUUUGGUGACGUUGGUGGCAAAGUCCGAACUUUCGUUUCAUUAUUUGCUCACAAAUUCACAGAGUGAUUGUCUACGACGAACACACAGUUACUGAACAAAGUUCAAAUGGCAUAUAUGUUAUUUUAAACACAGACACAAUUCUAUUUAUUUACUACCAAAGGACAGUGUGGUGUGCAUUACUCAAAUGCAUCAAGAGUAACCUGUCACUGUCAGAAACUACUGUAGGAACAUAUCCUCACGCAGGGUGGCCAAACAUGUAGUGGAGAAUUCAUGGCUUACACUUGGCUUGCACUCUAAAUAAAUGAAUUGUUUGACAUGAUCAUUGAUUACUUCUGAUGUUAAGGAGGAACGAGAGAGAGAGAGAGAGAGAGAGAGAGAGAGAAGAGGGACAGUGGAGGUAAUUGUGAUCAAUCACUUUUCUUAGAAGGCAGUGUGUUCCGUGCAAAAGACAAAAGAAGUGAAACGGUGGGAGCAGCUGAGAUCCAGGAAGAUGGCAGAGUGACAGUGGACCUGCCAAUUGACCAGGUAAAAAUCAACCUUCAUGACCUGCAAUACCUGUAGUAUAUGGUCAUGAAACUUAUGCAAUGACUACCCAAAGUGGUUGUGCUGUAGUCUGGUCCCAGAUCUGUUGGUGCUGUCUUGGUCAAAACAGACAGAUCUGGGACCAGGCUAGUUGUAACUGACCAUCAACAGACGACAAGACCAGUGAUACAGAUGUAUUGGGCUACUAUAUGAGCGGUAAUAAGCUAAGAGAGGGUCGUCAACCCCCCCAGGUUGAGGCCCAGGUAGUCGAGGAGGAAGAGCAGUAUGUCCAGAGGUUUUCCAGGCCUGCCGGUGAGACCCAGAGUCCCUACAAAACCUUCCUCCAAGGCUCUGAUGCGUCCAGGAAGGUCAGUGGACUGGACUGCCACGUGGACAGUGUAGGGCAUUUUGGAAUGAAGGGAAUAAAUGAAUGAAUUAAUAAAUGAAUGGAAUGGAAUUAAAUGAUGAAUAUACUGUAUUGAUCCGUUAGAGGGGAAGCUGGGUUUGUAGUUUGAAGCCACCACCAGCAGACAUAGAUAGGGGUUUAACAAGAGUUUUCUGCCUGUGUGUAUGUGUGUGUGUGUAUGUGUGUAUGUGUGUGUGUAUGUGUGUAUGUGGGUGUGUAUGUGUGUGUGUGUGUGUGUGUGUAUGGUGUGUGUGUGUGUGUGUGUGUAUGUGUGUGUGUGUGUGUGUGUGUGUGUGUGUGUGUGUAUGUGUGUGUGUGUGGGUGUGUAUGUGUGUGUGUGUGUGUGUGUAUGUGUGUGUAUGUAUGUGUGUUACAGGUCUCGGCCCCCUCGUCAGGUCGUGGAGAGUCAGGUAGAGGCACUGGUCUGACCAGCUCCAGAGACGGAGGACUAAAGUCACCUCUGGAACCUGAGCCACAGGUACUCACACACACACAACACACACACACACACACACACACACAGGGGAAGCUGGGUUUGUAAUUUGAAGCCACCACCAGCAGACAUAGAUAGGGGUUUAACAAGUGUUUUCUGCCUGUGUGUAUGUGUGUGUGUGUGUGUGUGUGUGUGUGUGUGUGUGUGUGUGUGUGUGUGUAUGUGUGUGUGUGUAUGUGUGUGUGUAUGUGUGUGUGUGUAUGUGUGUGUAUGUAUGUGUGUGUGUGUGUGUAUGUGUGUGUGUGUGUGUGUGUGUGUGUGUGUGUGUGUGUGUGUGUGUGUGUGUGUGUGUGUGUGUGUGUGUGUGUGUGUGUGUGUGUGUGUGUGCGUGCGUGUUCCAGGCCACUUUCAUAAUGUUUACAUAUCUUGCAUUACCCAUUUCAUAUGUAUAUACUGUAUUCUAUACUAUCUUAAUAAUGUUUACAUAUCUUGCAUUACCCAUCUCAUAUGUAUGUACUGUAUUCUAUACUAUCUAUUGCAUCUUAGCCUAUGCCACUCUGAUAAUGUCAUUGCUCAUCCAUAUAUUUAUAUAUUCUUAUUCCAUUCCUUUACUUAGAUUUGUGCUUAUUAGGUUUUGAUUGUGGAACUGUUAGAUAUUACUUGCUAGAUAUUGCUGCACUGUCGGAACUAGAAGCACAAGCAUUUCACUACACUCGCAAUAACAUCUGCUAAACAUGUGUAUGUGACCAAUACAUUUGAUUUGAUUUGAUUUGAUCUGACACACACACACACAGAGCUUAUCUCCAGCUAGCAGAAUGAACAGAGUGAUGCCUACUAGACUGGGGAAAUGCAGCGUGGGCCCAUCUUAUUACUGUAGAAUACCACCUCAUUAACUUGUGUUAGAUCCCUGUCCCUCCCUUAUUCUAGUUAUUAUGUACAUCAUAAACAAUGGUUAGAGCGCUGUGUAUACAGAUGUUUCUGCAUGGAUGUGUGGUUUAGUGUUGCAUGGUAUACCGGUACCAUGGUAAUAUCACAGCACCAAAACAUCAUGAUAUACUUAUGAUACCAACAUUUAAAAAUACUGUAGUACCGUUUCAUAUGAUACUACCGACUUACUCUGCCGUACCGAUUUAAACAACCUGCUGGCGCCUGUUAUAAAAUGUUUAUAAAGUCUGUUGAAUUUAAGCAACAACCACUAGGCUCUUGUAUGAGCAGGUCCAGUAAUAUCCACUUCACUUUCAUGUGCACAUCAUGUGGCAGCUGUAAUCAGCCAGCCACAUCCCCUACCAGCCCUCACUCACCUGCUUCUCUCCGUCCGCUCUUCAUGCGCGUCUAUUCCUCCGUCAGUAAAAAAAAAUAUAUAAUUUAGCCGUGAUGGCGAGCGGGGAUGCAGACCCAGACCCUGAUGAGUCUUCUGUUUUUAGAUUUGAACAUGUGUUACAUUGGAGCAGCGUGCAAAGCGAGUAAUGUUGAAACAUUGUAUCAUUUCAUCGCUGUUAUAACAGCCUGAGUAGACUUUGCAAGUUCACUGUCAUGCAGCCUCAGAGAGGUGAAAUGGAGGACCGCAUCGUGACAGGCAUGCUUGCAGCUUUACAGCAAAGUAAACGUCUUGUCUCUAGUCUGCACAGUUAUAAAACAUGACCCAUUACCAGAGAUGCCUUUUUUUAUUUAUAUCGGGAGUCGCGCACAUUUUAUAUAAUUUCACAAAUCAUGUCGCUGGCCGUUUUAAACUAAUCACUAAUUCACUAAUCACUAAUUCACUAAUUAUUGGUUUGAUAAUGAACAAUGUUGUUCAGUCAUGUUACCUAGCUAGCUAACAUUCUGGUAACUUGACAGUAGGUUUAUGCUCAUCUGAUUGGCCCAGGAAGAAAGGAAAAGGGUAUGCUUCUCAUGAGAUGUGCUCAAAGGUAGGAUUCAUGUAGGCCUAAUGGAAGACUAAACUAUAUCAAAAAUACAUUUCUUUCUGGUGCUCCUUAAAUUCUGUUUGGUGCCUAUCGUUUUAAAAGUUUGUGGGAGAGAGUGGUGUGUGUUUAUGAGAGUGAGGGAGACAGUGUGUGUGUUUGUGGGAGAGAGAGAGUGGUGUGUGUUUAUGAGAGUGAGGGAGACAGUGUGUGUGUUUGUGGGAGAGAGUGAGUGGUGUGUGUUUAUGAGAGUGAGGGAGACAGUGUGUGUGUUUGUGUUUGUGGGAGAGAGAGAGUGGUGUGUGUUUAUGAGAGUGAGGGAGACAGUGUGUGUGUUUGUGGGAGAGAGAGAGAGUGGUGUGUGUUUAUGAGAGUGAGGGAGACAGUGUGUGUGUUUGUGGGAGAGAGUGAGUGGUGUGUAUUUAUGAGAGUGAGGGAGACAGUGUGUGUGUUUGCGGGAGAGAGAGAGGUGUGUGUUUAUGAGAGUGAGGGAGACAGAGUGUGUUUGUUUGUGGGAGAGAGAGAGUUGGUGUGUGUUUAUGAGAGUGAGGGAGACAGUGUGUGUGUUUGUGGGAGAGAGAGAGUGGUGUGUGUUUAUGAGAGUAUGGGAGACAGUGUGUGUGUUUGUGGGAGAGAGAGAGUGGUGUGUGUUUAUGAGAGUGAGGGAGACAGUGUGUGUGUUUGUGGGAGAGAGAGAGAGUGGUGUGUAUUUAUGAGAGUGAGGGAGACAGUGUGUGUGUUUGUGGGAGAGAGAGAGUGGUGUGUAUUUAUGAGAGUGAGGGAGACAGUGUGUGUGUUUGCGGGAGAGAGAGAGUGGUGUGUGUUUAUGAGAGUGAGGGAGACAGUGUGUGUGUUUGCGUUUGUUGGAGAGAGAGAGUGGUGUGUGUUUAUGAGAGUGAGGGAGACAGUGUGUGUGUUUGUGGGAGAGAGAGAGUGGUGUGUUUAUGAGAGUGAGGGAGACAGUGUGUGUGUUUGUGUUUGUGGGAGAGAGAGAGAGAGAGAGAUAGUGGUGUGUGUUUAUGAGAGUGAGGGAGCCAGUGUGUGUGUUUGUGGGAGAGAGAGAGUGGUGUGUGUUUAUGAGAGUGAGGGAGACAGUGUGUGUGUUUGUGUUUGUGGGAGAGAGAGAGAGAGAGAGAGAUAGUGGUGUGUGUUUAUGAGAGUGAGGGAGCCAGUGUGUGUGUUUGUGGGAGAGAGAGAGUGGUGUGUGUUUAUGAGAGUGAGGGAGACAGUGUGUGUGUUUGUGUUUGUGGGAGAGAGAGAGAGAGAGAGAGAGAUAGUGGUGUGUGUUUAUGAGAGUGAGGGAGACAGUGUGUGUGUUUGUGGGAGAGAGAGAGUGGUGUGUGUUUAUGAGAGUGAGGGAGACAGUGUGUGUGUUUGCGUUUGUGGGAGAGAGAGAGAGUGGUGUGUAUUUAUGAGAGUGAGGGAGUAGGUGUGUGUGUUUGUGGGAGAGAGAGAGUGGUGUGUGUUUAUGAGAGUGAGGGAGACAGUGUGUGUGUUUGUGGGAGAGAGAGAGUGGUGUGUGUUUAUGAGAGUGAGGGAGACAGUGUGUGUGUUUGUGGGAGAGAGAGAGUGGUGUGUGUUUAUGAGAGUGAGGGAGACAGUGUGUGUGUUUGUGGAAGAGAGAGAGUGGUGUGUGUUUAUGAGAGUAUGGGAGACAGUGUGUGUGUGUGUGGGGGAGAGAGAGUGGUGUGUGUUUACUGAAGAGUAAAGAAGGUUUAAUGCAGUGUUUUCUCCUUACUGACAAUGAUAUGCAGAUCAUUAUGCAUGUAUAUUCCUUCCUCCCAUUCCUCCAGCCAAAUUUUCCUUAGGGUGCUUUUUAGUCGUUCAUUUUCUAUUGUUAUUCUUUAGUUUUUUAUCCUCUUAUGUUUGUUGUGUAGUAAAUAUUUGUUUUUAUUCGUUUCUUUCCUCUGAAGAACAUAGGCCUUUGCAAAUAUGAGCAAAUCAGCCAUUCUAUGCAGUAUUCUAUUAUACACUGAACAGUGUGAAGUUAAAUUCAAUGUGUUGUAAUGAGUAGAAGUGUGAAUUUCAGUGACACGUUUUUGGAGAGCGUUUAGAAAACGUGAACAUGCGUCCGGGGGACAUGGCGAACAGGAUGCUAGGCCACAGAUUUCUUUCCACCGUGGUAUCGCGAUACUACUCGGUAUUGUGAUACUUGGCCUGGUAUCGUAUCUUUGUAAAAUGUUGGUGUGGCGUGACAACACUAAUGUGGUUUCUAGAAAUUGCACUCAUUUAAAAACACUUAAUCUGGUUUUAUAAUCCUCAACGGAAUGAAAAUGGGGAGCCUCAUAACAGUGAUGAACAUACACAAUACUUGGCCGAUAUUACUAUUCCAUGCAAUUGCAUUCAGCUUUGGAAAUGAGAAGAUAUUGAGUCUUAUUUAGGCAAUCAAUAACAGUGAACAUUUUGUUUAAUGAAAACAAUCAUUUCAGCCUAUGGUAAUCACACUUUAGAGAGAUAUUUUGGUGUGAUGGUGAUUCUUGCAGUGGUAUGCACUUCUGUAAUAAAUAUAUUCUUAUCAAAAUCAUUAUUGACUUCGGGGGGCAGUUAUGACCCUGUUAAGGAACCUGUUUAAGAUCAAUAGCUUUAUUCAUUACUUAUCGCAUUUACUCAUGAAUGAAUAUUGCUGAAUCAGAAUGGCUAUAGAUUCCGGGAAUGACCAUUAGAUAAUGGGGAAUAAUGAUAUCCGGACUCAGCUAAUUUGUGGAAUCAUCUCACCACCACUGCACCAAACAACGUUUGACUUGACUUGCUGCGGCUAUGAAGAAGUCAGUUUAAUUGUAAUUGGGGUAUUUACACUUCUGUCCAAAAUUCAAUACAUACUUCUACAGUGAGUGGUUUGAAAUAGGGUUGGAUGAAAUUAACUAUAUCAGUAAAAUAUAUACUUUAUUUUAUUAGUGUAGGAAGGAAUUGCUGCUUUAAAAGCGAAGUUUGACUUCUUGAAGUUUAUUGUCGUAAUUAGAGAAAACCUGAAGCAUAUUAAUGUCACCCCUGAUGAAUAUAUUUAAUGCAUUUUGUAGCUACAUUUUAUGGCCUGAGAUUGUUAUUGGAGAUUACAAUAUCAAUAUUAUUUAUGGAAGCUUUGAUAGCAGGUCAAACUCAAAGCUAAUAUUCUGGCUAAACAACAUAUUACUAUUGCUCACUUCUCUCCCUUUCUCUCUCCCUGUCUCCUUAUGAAGAUAAGCAGUGUUUCAGUCUGUCCUGCUUCUUCAUCAUCUAGUGUGAAUGACAAUAAAACACUAUGGCCAUGACUCAUAGUUGAGCUGAGUUUGAAAUAGAUUACAUCCCAGUCUGGCCACGCUUGUGAAAUACCAGAUGCCAUAUAUAUUGAUGACCAUAUUCAAUUACAUGAUUGCAUUCUCAGCCAAAACCACUUCCCCUCAGUUUAAAUGAUUCAUUGCAUUGGAUUUAAAUGGUGAAUAGUUACAGUGGCGAGGUAGAGGUAAUAUUCGAAGGACCUCCGCUUGACAACAUAAAGAGUUAUUAGAAUCAGCAUGUUUGUCUGUCUGCCAAAUGGUGACACACAAUGUCUGGUGGGUAUGACAACAGACUGCUGCAAUAGACUGAUGCAAAGGCGGCCAGAACAGGGCAACCAUCUAAAGUAGUUUGUUCAUGUUUGAGAGCUCGAGCUGAUCACAGACUGAGCCGACUGACUGAUCUACAAAUAAUAACGAGUAGUUAUUUAGAAUCCAAGGUGAUUUGUAGAUCAGUCAUUGUGCAGAUGCCGACUGCAAUGAAGUCGAUCUCAAACAUGAUAAUUGCGUUGAAUUGACAUGAGUUGUUUCCUGAUGGGUCUUUUGGAACACCUUCAGUUGAACAUACUGUCGAAUGUGUUCUGCUUAUCAAUAUACUGUUUUCCUUUAGCCUAGAAACAAUGUAUAAAUGGUUAUGGUCCGAUGAAUGUUCGUGCAUAUUGAACAAAGGUAGAGUUGAAUGAGGUUGUGUAAUUCUGUUUUUAACAAUAGUUUGUUUUGAUUUAACGAUAUUGGCUGAUUUAUCAACCGGUCAGCUAAGCAUUUUUUCUUAAUUAAUAUUGUUAGAAAUGCCAAUAGGACUAGGCAUGUUUUAUCAAUCGUCUUCCUCUUAAGAAUUUUGUGAUAAAAAAUCAAAUAGUUAUCGAUCUUGCCAUCGACCUCCCCUAUUCUUUGCCAAUGCAAUUCCUUUUCAUUUAUCUUGUCCUGUUUUCCUGGUUACUAUUCCCCUAGCUUCUUAGGUUCGCUAUUUGUAAAGCUUCUCCUCUCAUGCAAGGUCAACUAUAAUCAACCCCAGACAAUGUCACUGGCUUCUGCAGCAACCAGGGUAUUCCUCUGGGGCUCUGAGGGCCCGCUGCAUUCUACCAUUCAAUUACUGUUCAUUAGACAGUGUACAGCCAUUAAUCAGACUGAGAUGUUCUGCUAUUCUUCAAAGGGCCAUUGAACCAGGGAGGGAAAAACACUGGCUGUUUAUCCUUGUUUCCUGUCCUGAGAUACUGUAGGAGUACAAAGAAGACACUCUGGUAUUCCCACUCGAUAUGUCUGUUUUAAACUUCUCCUCCACACUGCAGUCUCGGAAUGUUAGAUUAAUAAACAGAGCGUGCUAGAGAUAUACCGCAAUAGUAGGAGUCAAAUAGAUCAUUUGGAGGAGUAACUUGACAGAUUUAGUGAAUCGGGCCCAUAUGCAUUGAAUCUGACUGGAUAUGAUAUGAGAAACUGAUUUAUGUGCCUGUGUUCCAGGAGACUAAAGAGGAGGUGGAGGCGGUGGAGGCCUCAAAUCUGUGCGGAAUACGGUCACGGAUGUCCAAGUUCUUCAAGGGUAGGUUCAUCAAAGCAUAGUAGCACCACACGCUAUUCGCUCCACGUUUCCUCCUCAACACAAUCAACCAUAAGAAACCAUAAAGAGACCACUAAUACACUCGGCGUUACCCAGUUUCCCACUUGGCAUGUCACCUGAUCCCCCAACUGCAGCGUUGCACAUCUGGGAGAGCUACCGUACUGUAUGGUUACCUUAUGGUCGAUAGGUUGAAGUUGCGCUCCCCCAUAUCACAUUAAUUAAUUUAGUAAUAAAGUUGCACAAUGUAGAAAUCACUCCGCAUUUCCUGUUUGCUAAAACUCUAAUAGUUUGCCUAAUUUCAGUUUAUGUGACAAAAUAAGCUAGUAUAGUGCAGAGAAUCAUUGUAUCAUCUAAACCGCUGUGAAAUAUAUUUUCCAUAACCAAAAAUGUUGUUGUUUCAGCUGUUUGAAGCUGGUGUACGAAAACGAAAGUAAAAGACGCAAAAACAAAACUUAAGACCGGGAAGCAUAGAAAUAAGGCACAUAGAACAUACACUACAUGAGCAAAAGUAUAUAGAUACCUGCUCUUUUGAACACCUACCACCACUUUUGUGCGACUGCUCGGUCAUGGAAACCCAUUUCAUGAAGCUCCCGAAGAAUAGUUCAUGUGCUGACGUUGCUUCCAGAGGCAGUUUGGAAUUCAGUAGUGAGUGUUGCAACCGAGGACAGAAAACGUACAAAAAUAAAGUUACAUAUUGCCACUUUAAACGCACCUGCACUUCACAAGGUGCCCCAUACAGUAUGUCCUGUACUGUGGAUUAUUCACAUACGUUUUAUUUUUACCCAUGUCCUCUGUAAUCAUGUCUCUCCUGACAUAUUUUGAUAGGUGGGAAUAUCAGACUGGUCUUAGUUUAGUAUGACUGUAUCUUCUCAAUUAUUGCAUUUUGGAUACAGUAUUUUAAAAUGGGUAGAAUAGAAUCUAUCUAUCUAGCAAAAAUGUAAAUGACUUUAUUCUUGAAUAUGACUUCAAAUCAUGUGUAUAAGAACACAACUUAUGAUUAUAAAGAUAUACCAUGACAGAAUGAGACCUAACGGUACCAUAAUGGAACGAGACCUAACGGUACCAUGACAGAACAAGACCUAACAGUACCAUGACGGAACGAGACCUAACGGUACCAUGACAGAACAAGACCUAACGGUACCAUGACAGAACGAGACCUAACGGUACCAUAAUUGAACAAGACCUAACGGUACCAUAAUUGAACGAGACCUAACGGUACCAUGACAGAACGAGACCUAACGGUACCAUGAUAGAACAUGAAACUCUCCUAUGUCGGAGGAUGUGCCUCAUUCCCAGUUCAAAUCAUUUUCUCUAAUUGGCCACAAAACAUAGGCUGUAGGAGCAAGGCCAUUCAGUGGUCCAGAAGUGAUCCAGCGUUUGCCAUCGUCCCGUGAGAAUUCCAUAAGUGACUAAAGGGAGAGAGAGAGAAAGUCCGGGUCCUUCCAUGUGGUUAUUUUCUGUCCCUGAUCUGAGGUAGUACAGUAUGUCAUGGGUACCAAGAAUUUCACUACAUCCUGUGUUGCCAACAGCAGGCGCCCAUCUCGCUCACAUGUAACCGUGCUGUCAACACACAAGGCAAUUUACAGAAGCAAUCUCAUCUCCAUUUAUCCCAAAUGUUUUCUUUAUAUUCACUUUUGUUUUAUAUUGACUGGACUGGAGGUCUGGCAUGAUAAGAGAGAUGAGAAUUUCAGCGAACUGAUGGAAAUGAUGGCCUGUUAAGUUUGUCUCUCUGUUUGGAAUGGAGAUAUUCCCAUUAGGGGUCCUUGGAAUCGUGACUUCUCAUCAUUGGCAUUGUGAACUCUAGACUCGUCCUUAUUAUACAUAUGCACAUUGCUGUUUAUUGUUCUUAUUUCUAAAUGGGACGGAAUGGCUCAGCAAUAGGCUAUAGGCUAUGCCCAAUAUUCACAACAUCAACAGAUCUGUUCAGUAGCUCUAUGCCUUAACCACCACAGAGCUGAAGUGCAGUGGAGGGUAAUUUUUAAAUACAGGAAAUGCAUGGGAUCUACUGUAACAGUAAGGGAAAUCCAACACUGCCUGGCUACUUUGUAUCUGUGCAAAUCUUUGUCCUCAAUGGGAAUUUUCCAGUUGGUAGAAAUUGGUCGUUCUUGAAUUGCGGUGGCAUUUGGGCAUGGCAUUUUGGAAAAAAGAUAUGUAUUUUUUCUCAUUUUCUUUAUUGAAAUGUAUUUGUGUACAUCUUCCCAUUCUACAUCAACUAAUAUGGCAGCUUAAUGACUUUAAAUAAUGUUUACUAUUAUGAUAACAUUGUGCCACCAGUAGGAGUAACACCAAUGAUGGCAACACCUGAGAAAUGUUUGGUUAUUGAGGUUUUUCUUAAAUGAUGCUUAAAUCUAAGGUCAUUAACCCUUUAAAAAUGAUUUACUAAAUUUAUAUGAUGAAUAAUUUUGCUCAUAAUGUAAUUUCCGUUAAUUUAAAUUGACUAACACCAAGUGACACCAAAUUGUCAAUGGAAUCCUCAAAUGUAUGACAUACUAAAAGGGUGUAAUUAGCUAAUAUAUUUUUUUAAAUAUAGACUCCUCCCCCUAUAACAGUUUGCCACUGGAGGGAAUGCUUAAGGUCCUUGUAUAUCUUUGUAAUGAGUGAUUUUCAAGUCGGUAACACCAAUGACAAAACUGGGGGACAGACAUACUAGUAAAAAAAUUGCCUUCUUUGUAAAGUGUUAAGUGUUGGUCCCAUGUUUCAUGAGCUGAAAUAGUAGAUCCCGGAAAUGUUCCAUAUGCACAAAAACCUUAUUUCUCUCAAAUGUUAUGCACACAUUUGUUUACAUCCCUGUUAGUGAGUAUUUCUCUUUGCCAAGAUAAUCCAUCCACCUGACAGGGACAAUAAAAGGCCACUAAAAUAUGCAGUUUUGUCACACAACACAAUGCCACAGUUUAAGUUUUGAGGGAGUGUGCAAUUGGCAUGCUGACUGCAGGAAUGUCCACCAGAGCUGUUGCCAGAGAAUUUAAUGUUUAUUUCUCUACCAUAAGCCGCCUCCAACGUCGUUUUAGAGAAUUUGGCAGUACGUACAACCGGCCUCCCAACCGCAGACCACGUGUAACUACGCCAGCCCAAGACCUCCACAUCCGGCUUCUUCACCUGCGGGAUCGUCUGAGACGAGCCACAAAACACAGCUGAUGAAACUGUGGGUUUGCACAACCGAAGAAUUUCUGCACAAACUGUCAGAACCGGCACUGGGAAGCUAAUCUGCAUGCUCAUUGUCCUCACCAGGAUCUUGUCCUGACUGCAGUUCGGCAUCGUAACCGACUUCAGUGGGCAAAUGCUCACCUUCGAUGGCCACUGGUACGCAGGGACUGUGGUGUGUGUACUACUGCACACGUCUUCCAAUAGUGUGCAUUCCUUCUUGUGCGCAUUGCUUGUGUGACACUUUUGAUUUUCUGGAUUUCCCCUGAUUAACAGAACUGCGGGAAAACAGUGCCGGACAGGCGGGAGCAAAGCACACUGUCUACCGGUGUGCUAGCUAUAUUUAGCUAGCUAGCUACUUAUCCCGCUUGCUGUGUACCAGAGUCCUAGGUAGCUAACUAGCUAGCGCCCAGUAUGCUUCGCUAACGCCUGCUGAACACCUGCCCUCGCCGUCGUUUAACAGAACUGCGGAAACAGUGCCGGACAGGCGGGGCGAAGCACACUGUCUACCGUUGUCCUAGCUAUCUUUAGCUAGCUAGCUACUUAUCCCGCUUGCUGUGUACCAGAGUCCUAGGUAGCUAACUAGCUAGCUAGCACCCAGUGUCCUUUGCCAACGCCUGCUGAACACCUGCCCUCGCCGUCGUUAACAGAACUGUGGGAAAACAGUCCCCGACAGACGGGGGGGAAGGACACUGUCUACAGUUGUCCCUAGCUAGCUAGUUACCGGCGUUGUCGCUCCCGCCUUUUCUUCUGUGGGGUUUAUCGGCAGUUGGCAUACAACAUUAUGGUGCAUUACCACCACCUACUGUACUGGAGUGCUCCCGCCUGAAUAACGGAUUCCUAGCUUAACAAUGUACCAACAGAAGUAUGAAGAGGGGUUCAUGCAGAUGCAGGAAUGCCCAAAUGCAGGAACACCCCGAAUUGCGGGCCGCAAUUGCAGACUUCUCCAUCUUGCUACUACGGAGGAGAGAACGGUGGAGACGGGAGAGACCAACUCUCAAGGAAUAAGUCUUUGCCCUCGUCCGUCCCUAUGGUACAUCCCAGAGACACAUUGCUUAAUGACAGGGUGGUGGAUUGUGUUCCCUGAAAUGCGUACUCCAGCUGAUUGAUGGAUCGCCGGUCCCUCUCUAUGCACUUAUUUAUCUUCUGAACCCACUGGAACAUCCAGCUCCUCCGCUGCACAAUAUCAGACCGGGAAACAUCCUCGCAUCUGCUGCACCAAUGCACCCCUUAGUAUAUCCCAGGUCAUUUCCACCGAGGUGGAUGACUAGAACACCGAGCAGUUUGUGCCACUUCAUGCCUUGCUCUCCGAGCCACCUAAUGUGACAGUCAAUAAUGUUUACAUUUACAUUUUAGUCAUUUAACAGAUGCUCUUAUCCAGAGCGACUUACAGUUAGUGAGUGCAUACAUUAUUAUUAUUAUUUAUUUUAUUUUUUUAUUUUUUUCAUACUGGCCCCCCGUGGGAAUCGAACCCACAACCCUGGCAUUGCAAACACCAUGCUCUACCAACUGAGCUACAUCCCUGCCGGCCAUUCCCUCCCCUACCCUGGACGACGCUGGGCCAAUUGUGCGCCGCCCCAUGGGUCUCCCGGUCGCGGCCGGCUACGACAGAGCCUGGAUUCGAACCAGGAUCUCUAGUGGCACAGCUAGCACUGCGAUGCAGUGCCUUAGACCACAGUGUUGUGUUGUGUUCAGCACUCAUAACCUCGACUACCUCAAUUACCUUGACUAACCUGUGCCACCGCACAUUGACUCUCUACCGGUAGCCCCUGUAUAUAGACUCCCUACUGUUAUUUUAUUUUACUGCUGCUCUUUAAUUAUUUGUUAUUUUUAUUUUUUACUUAUCAAUUUUUUACUUAACACUUAUUUUUCUUAAAACUGCAUUGUUGGUUAAGGGCUUGUAAGUAAGCAUUUCACUGUACGGUCUACACCUGUUGUAUUCGGCGCAUGUGGAAAAUAAAAUGUGAUUUAAUUUGAUUUAAUUUUAUUGUCUAAUAUAGUAUCCAUGAUUCGUAUCAUCGACUGGACAGUCUAUUUUUUAUCGGAAAUGACUAGGUGAUUUGGUGGUUCUAUUUUCGUUGUAUUUUGAGAUGGUACUCGUUGA